Molecule: messenger RNA, 537 nt
Organism: Leptosomus discolor (cuckoo roller)
Lineage: Eukaryota; Metazoa; Chordata; Aves; Leptosomiformes; Leptosomidae
Product: G protein-coupled receptor 35
Biological process (GO): chemokine-mediated signaling pathway; positive regulation of Rho protein signal transduction; phospholipase C-activating G protein-coupled receptor signaling pathway
Cellular component (GO): plasma membrane
Molecular function (GO): chemokine receptor activity
Source: RefSeq, a predicted model, not a curated record
AUGGAGAACUGCACCGAAGAUGACGACACACAGCAGAAUGGCACUGUACUAUUUCAACUGAUCGUCUACAUCCCAGUGCUCUCUUUGGGGAUCCCACUGAACAUGAUUGCCUUCUGGGUCUUCUGCUUCAAACUCAAAAGGUGGACCGAGACCAGGGUGUACAUGAUCAACCUUGUGGUCGCAGACAGUUUCCUGCUCUUUGCCCUGCCCUUCCUGAUAUAUUUUACCACAUACAACCAUCCCAUAGACAAUCUGUGUUUCACCAUACUGAAUAUCUAUUUUACAAACAUGCCUAUGAGCAUCCUUAUCAUCACCCUGAUUGCAAUUGAUCGAUACAUUGCAAUCAAGGCUAUUGCAGGCUCCUCAGUCAACAGGGGGUGGUACGAGCCACAUCAGUGGCGACAGAGAAAGCUCAGCCUCCAGGACAUGUUGAGGAGGGGCAGGGGUGCUUCCUCCACCAACGUUGCUGCUGUCACAGCCACCGGCAAAUGGUCAUCGCAGGACACCUUGCUGGUUGCAUGCCAGGACAACCACUAG